GCAACAUAGUUGGAAGAGCGCUAUAGCUUCGCCCAUGAGUGACGUGCCCCAGAGAGUUGCUGGGAAAGGGAAUAGGAAAAAGAGAUGAGAUGAAGGGAGGAAGACGGAACGAGAAUCGAGUGAGAGUGGGAGUGCGCCCGGGGGCAUUGAACAAAGGUUGGAGCCGGCAGCACUGGCAUUCAAGAUUCAAACAUGGCAGCGGCUACCAGCGUUGUCGUGCUCGACAGGGGGAAUAAUACCACCUGCACGAUCAAUUUACACGGAGCGACUGUUGUGUCCUGGCGAGUCAAUAAUCAAGAACAGCUGUUCGUUAGCAAGCAGGCAGUCUUCGACGGAAAGAAACCCAUUAGAGGCGGAAUACCAUUUGUCUUUCCACAAUUUGGAGCAUGGACAUUUGGUCCGGGACAUGGUUUCGCGAGGAUAAUUCGAUGGAAUGUGGAGAAAUCGCCUGAACGAUUACCAAGCGGCGAUGUUGAGGCAAUUUUCUCACUAAUGGACAACGAAUUUACACGAUCGAUGUGGAAUUAUCCCUUCAGGUUAACGUAUAGGCUAAUUCUACGAGAAAAGGAAUUGCAUUUUAAUAUUGGCGUCUACAAUCCAAGCAAGGAUCACACAUUUAGCUUUAAUUUGCUGUUGCACACGUAUUUCAAGGUGCCCGAUGUUAGGAGGUGUCAAAUCACUGGUCUUCACGGUUGUACAUUUAUCGAUAAGACGAGAGACAAUCAGGUAUUCCAAGAGGGCCGAGACGUGGUGACUGUUUGCGAAUGGACGGAUAGAAUUUAUCAGAACACACAACCGGAACAUAUAAUUACUAAUGUUGUAUCGGGCAGAAAGAUGCGUGUGCAAAAAUAUAAUUUUCCCGACACUGUCGUUUGGAAUCCAUGGCAGGAGAAGGCAAGGGAUAUUCCUGAUUUCGGUGACGAUGAAUUUCCAAAUAUGAUUUGCGUGGAAAGUGGGCAUGUCAGUAGUCCCGUUAUUCUUUUACCAGGAACGGCUUUCGAGGCCAGUCAAAUUCUACAGGUAAUGUGAGUAGAGGGAGGACCGCCUUCUCACGUUCCGGUAACCGGUGGAUCGAGAUCAUUGCUCACGGUAUCAUCACCGUCAGGAGCAUCGGUUUGGUCAGCAGAUUCCGGAUGGCUCUAUAUGCCACCACCGCCACCACCGCCGUCUCCGUCUUCGCAUUCUCCGCAUUUUCAUGCACAUUGUAUUGCACAAACCUGCACCAUUUGCUCCUUGAAUCUUUAGUUUCGUACAAAAUGAAAAAAAAAUAAUCAAACUGUAGGAAAAUUUUCACAUUCUUUUCCAUUCGUCGUUUUUUUCAAUUUAUCAGAAAUCAUUCCAAAAUUAACGUAAAAUCUUGUUUAUUUAAAAGAAAAAUAUUCUCGAUCUACUUUCAAUAUUAAUUAGUAUUUUUAAAAAUUAUCUAAACAUUUUGUAAUAAUGAUUAAAUAAUUUAAAAAAUCCCGCUUUGUAGGUUCAAUUCCCAAUUUAAAUUCGUUUUUGUCUAUUUUGCAACUAUUGUAAAUAGUUUCUUGGACAACGAGGAAACUAAAAAUAAUAAUAAUUACUAUUAUGAUUCAAUGGACUUUCAAUGUCAAUGAUUUUAACUGUGAUUUAGCUUACAAUUAUAAGAAUAUUAAUGAUUCCCAAGAUUUUACUGCACAAUUUCAUUCCAUUUAAGAUCGAAUUUUUAUUCACUUCCGUCCGGGAAAAAUUAAGUUACAUUUUUUUCGACUUCUUUCUUUUUCUGGAGACGUGGUGUUUUUUUCUGUU
Molecule: messenger RNA, 1773 nt
Organism: Leptopilina heterotoma
Lineage: Eukaryota; Metazoa; Arthropoda; Insecta; Hymenoptera; Figitidae
Product: glucose-6-phosphate 1-epimerase
Biological process (GO): carbohydrate metabolic process
Molecular function (GO): isomerase activity; carbohydrate binding
Source: RefSeq, a predicted model, not a curated record